Messenger RNA from [Torrubiella] hemipterigena, 938 nucleotides. Lineage: Eukaryota; Fungi; Ascomycota; Sordariomycetes; Hypocreales; Clavicipitaceae. The record is from the annotation of a GenBank genome assembly.
GGCGUAUUAAAAGCAAAGAUAUAGUACAACAAUAAUUUUGAACAUACAUUAAUUAUAUGUGAUCAAAUUUACUAUUCAGCAACACACUCUGUGUUUUUAACUUACACAGUUGCUGCAACGGCCAACAUACCACACAAUGCAUGUCAAUCGGGUCACGUGCCGGCCGUUAAACAAAGCUCUGGAUAGCUUCAGUUUCCUGGAUUUCAUCAAAACGUACAACACAUAUAUUUACACGGCGCACAGCUCCUUAAUACAAAUUUUACAGCUGUUACUACCUAAUAUCUAAGGUUAACUUGGAUAGUCCGAAGUAUUCAACCUGGGCAGCUCAGCACUAAGCUCCAAUUGCAUAAAAAAACAAAGCCAAUUCGCCAACAAUGCCUACUGCACGAACCGGCAUUCUCUUACCGGUAGCCUACCGCCUCUUCUUCCUUGUGAUAGAGCCAAUCUCAGCCCUAGCUGGCGCUUUCAUGUGUCAGAUCCGACAACAGCACUACCUGCAGCUACUCCACGAUGCGUCGUCACCCGCCAACGAAGUCCCCGUUGGCACAUCUGUUGCCAUGUCGCAGCUCGCCAAUAUGUACUUCUUCUUUGCUAUCAACGAGGCUCUCGUACUCCGAUCAACUUGGGACAUGCGCGUCUGGAGAACGGUGCUGCUUGUUCUACUGAUUGCCGACUUUGGGCACCUAUACUCGAUGAAGGAGCUAGGGCCGCUGGUGUACUACAACGUAACGGGGUGGAAUAUGAGCGACUGGGGCAAUGUUCCGUUUGUUUACCUAGGUGCUACCAUGAGAAUAUGUUUCCUGCUUGGUGUCGGCAUGGGUGAGCGCAAAGUUAGCAAGAGAGAGUAAGCGGUGAAGAGGUGUUAUUUGGGGUAAAAGCUGUAACAAUAUACCACGAUACUGAAUGCAUUUGAUACAAAUAAUAUAACCCUACGUAUG